Molecule: messenger RNA, 2250 nt
Organism: Telopea speciosissima
Lineage: Eukaryota; Viridiplantae; Streptophyta; Magnoliopsida; Proteales; Proteaceae
Product: E3 ubiquitin-protein ligase COP1-like
Exons: 14
Coding region: 95-2161 (688 amino acids)
Biological process (GO): proteasome-mediated ubiquitin-dependent protein catabolic process
Molecular function (GO): protein binding; ubiquitin protein ligase activity
Source: RefSeq, a predicted model, not a curated record
AACAUUGAAGCGAAACUCUGCAACUUGAAUCGAUUUCUGCUGAAAAGAUCAAGCUCACAACGAUACGCCCUCCUGUUCCUUUAAAGUCAGCUUGAUGGCUGAGGCUUCAAUGGGGGCUGUCGUGCCAUCAGUGAAGUCGGAGGCAAAACUGUCUUCAGCGGUGACAGGAUUUUCGGAAGCAGUUGAUAAAACUGCAGAAUUAGGAGAAGGCGUAGGAGCUCCACCGGCGGCAGCGGCAGCGGCGACGGGUGUGGCUGAGCUCGAUAAGGACUUGCUGUGUCCGAUAUGCAUCCAGAUCAUGAAAGACGCUUUCCUCACGGCCUGUGGUCACAGCUUCUGCUAUAUGUGUAUUAUCACUCAUCUCCAUAACAAGAGUGAUUGUCCUUGUUGUGGCCACUACCUCACCAACAAACAGCUCUUCCCAAAUUUUAUCCUCAACAAGCUAUUGAAGAAAACUUCUGCCCGUCAAAUACCAAAUACCACGUCUCCUAUGGAACAUCUUCGCCGGGCAGUACAACAGGGUUGUGAAGUAUCAGUUAAAGAGCUAGACAGCCUAUUGUCCAUCCUUGUUGAGAAGAAAAGAAAGAUGGAGCAAGAGGAAGCUGAGACAAAUAUGAAAAUUCUACUUGACUUCUUGAAUUGCCUGAGGAAGCAAAAACUAGAAGAGCUUAAUGAGGUACAAAAUGACCUCCAGUACAUUAAGGAAGACAUUAGUGCAGUAGAGAGACACAGAGUAGAGUUAUAUCGCACAAGGGAGAGAUACUCAGUGCAAUUGCGCAUGCUUAAUGAUGAUACUAUGGCAACAAAAGCAUGGUCUUCAUCAAUGGAUAAACAUGGCAGUGGUUUUAUAUCAAGUGCUCAUAAUGCACAAGGCAGGAUGGGUUCAGGCAAUUUUCAGGACAAAAAAGCUGAUGUAAAGGCUCCACUAAGCUCUCAGGGACUACAAAGAAAGGAUGCUUUUAGUGGUUCUGAUCUGCAAAAUGUUGUUACUCACUCAGGACUUGCUGUGGCUAGAAAAAGGAGGGUUCAUGCACAGUUCAAUGACCUUCAAGAGUGUUAUCUGCAAAAGAGGCGAUUUCGGGGUAGCCAACCACAUAAACAAGAAAAACAAGACACAAAUGCCACAAGUAGAGAAGGUUAUCAUGCUGGUCUUGAGGAUUUCCAAUCAGUUUUGACCACCUUCACACGAUAUAGCCGAUUGAGGGUCAUAGCUGAACUCAGGCAUGGGGAUCUUUUCCACUCGGCCAACAUUGUAUCAAGCAUAGAAUUUGACCGCGAUGAUGAGUUAUUUGCCACUGCUGGAGUUUCUCGGCGUAUUAAGGUUUUUGAGUUUUCCUCUGUGGUGAAUGAACCUGCAGAUGUCCACUGUCCUAUAGUGGAGAUAUCAACACGUUCCAAACUCAGUUGCCUGAGUUGGAACAAGUACACUAAGAACCAUAUAGCCAGUAGUGAUUAUGAGGGGAUAGUAACUGUUUGGGAUGUAAAUACGCGUCAGAGUGUGAUGGAAUAUGAAGAACAUGAAAAACGAGCUUGGAGUGUUGAUUUUUCGCGCACAGAGCCGUCAAUGCUUGUGUCUGGUAGUGAUGAUUGCAAGGUUAAAGUAUGGUGCACAAAGCAGGAAGCUAGCGUACUAAACAUUGACAUGAAAGCGAAUAUUUGUUGUGUCAAGUAUAACCCUGGAUCAAGCAUCUAUGUGGCGGUUGGUUCUGCAGAUCAUCAUAUUCAUUAUUAUGAUUUGAGGAACUACGACCAUCCACUCCAUGUAUUUGAUGGGCAUAGAAAGACUGUUUCAUAUGUGAAAUUCUUGUCUGACAAUGAGCUUGCAUCUGCAUCUACAGACAGCACAUUGAGGCUGUGGGAUGUCAAGGAAAAUUUGCCAGUGUGCACAUUUAGAGGCCAUACGAACGAGAAGAACUUUGUGGGUCUCACUGUUAACAGUGAAUACAUUGCUUGUGGCAGUGAAACAAAUGAAGUGUUUGUUUACCACAAGGCAAUCUCUAAACCUGCAGCUCGGCAUAGAUUUGGUUCAUCUGAAGUAGAUGAUACUGAUGAUGAUGCUGGAUCCUACUUCAUUAGUGCUGUUUGUUGGAAGAACGACAGUUCCACAAUGUUAACCGCCAAUAGUCAAGGAACUAUCAAAGUUCUUGUCCUUGCAGCUUGAAUUGGAUGGGAAAUCUGUUGAACUUGCUGUUAAUUGUUUUGUAUAUAUUAUAGUGAAAUUUGGUAGCUAGGAAAAGUUAAGCUUUGAGU